AUGAGCAACUUAGACACAUCCACGGUGGCGGUUUAUGGCCUGGUCGCUGUUCUCCCCUUCGCGGGUGUUUGGUUGGUGAAGAGGCUCAAUCAGAAGAGUCCCGUACCCGCUGUUAUUGGCUCGGGUGGCUGGAUCGAUUCGCUGAAGGCUGCUCACUACUUCGAGGAGCAGCCAAUGGAGGUUAUCCAGACUGGCUACGACGAGCUCAAGGACGGCGUUUUCCGGAUCCCGCGUCGCUGGCGCUGGGACUACGUCGUCACAAGCCCCCAGCGAGUCAAGGAAGUUAGCGCGGCCGCCUCAGAAAUUCUCUCGUUUGAUGAGGGAUCCGGGGAUGCGAUCCAGAUCAAAUACACCAUGGGUACCGAGCUGAUUAAAAACUCGUUCCACACCAUCGCCGUUCGGACGAGUUUGACCCGCAACUUGGGAAAGGUUUUCCCGGAGGUCAGGGACGAAAUCGAGUGCGCAAUGGACGAUGUCUUUGCGCUGCAUGACGACGAUUGGAAGCUCGUCCCGGUUAUACCCGCUAUGAUGAAGGUCGUUUCUCGAACCAGCAAUCGCCUCUUUGUGGGAUUGCCAUUGUGCCGAAACGAAACGUACCUUAACUUGACCGUGAUGAACACCAUUGAGAUCGUUCAACGCGGCGAAAAACUGAGUGCCUGGCCCGAAUUUCUCAAGCCGCUUGUCGCGCCUUUCAUUGUGACCAGAAUGAAACGUUUGCGGGAGAUGCUGGGAUUCGUGGGCUCCAUAAUCGAAGAGCGCAUUGCCAAGGAAGAUGCGCUCGGUCCCAACUACGAAGGCAAACCGAAUGACUUGAUUUCCUGGCUGCUGGAAUCUGCCGGUCCUGAGGGAAGACACCCUGAGCCCAUUGCUGCUCGCAUUCUUGCCCUUAAUAUGGCUGCUAUUCACACCAGUUCGAUGGCGCUCACCCACGCUCUGUUCGAUAUCACUUCGCGCCCGGGAUACCUUGAACCGAUGCGUGAAGAGGCUGAGAACGUGAUCAGGGCGGAAGGCUGGACCAAAUCGGCUCUCAACAGCAUGCACAAGAUCGACAGUUUCAUCAGAGAGACCCAGCGCAUGCAGGGGAACGGACCUGUGGCGAUGAGCCGUAAAGUCAUUCAUCCCGAUGGUUUCACUUUCUCCGACGGUAUCAAAAUCCCUUACGGCUCACUCAUCUUUGUCCCUGGCAAAACCGUUCACUACGAUCCGACUAUUCACAAGGACCCGGAAGUCUUCAAUGGGUUCCGUUACUCCGAUCUUCGGGAGGCUAAGGCCGACAAUCACAGCGUCGAGGAAGGGAUAUUCAACAGCCACAUGGUUACGACCAGCAUUGAGCACCUCGCCUUUGGGCACGGCAGGCACGCCUGCCCCGGCCGGUUCUUCGCUGCUACCGAGAUCAAGGCCAUGUUGGCCCACAUCCUCAUCAACUACGAUAUCAAAGCCGAGGUGCCUGGUGUUCGCCCUGCCAAUGACGACCAUGGAAUGAUUUCGGCGCCGAAUGGGUCCGCGGGGAUCUUUAUUCGCAAACGCCAGUUGUGAUUUUCACUCCUCGCGUGCCCGUGUAUCGAAUUCAGGGUUGACGUCCUCUUACUUACGUACAUCGACCCUUCUUUUAUGUUCCCUUGUCAAUCAUAU
Messenger RNA from Mycena citricolor, 1632 nucleotides. NCBI's taxonomy places the organism in Eukaryota, Fungi, Basidiomycota, Agaricomycetes, Agaricales, Mycenaceae. The record is from the annotation of a GenBank genome assembly.